Messenger RNA from Acanthochromis polyacanthus (spiny chromis), 7220 nucleotides. RefSeq names its product jumonji, AT rich interactive domain 2b (gene jarid2b). NCBI's taxonomy places the organism in Eukaryota, Metazoa, Chordata, Actinopteri, Pomacentridae. Gene Ontology annotation, cellular component: nucleus. The transcript is spliced from 18 exons. Gene Ontology annotation, biological process: chromatin remodeling. Gene Ontology annotation, molecular function: histone demethylase activity; DNA binding. Bases 601 to 4944 code for a protein of 1447 amino acids. The record is from RefSeq and is a predicted model, not a curated record.
CUGAGGCCGGGGAAGAAAGGAGCUGCUCUCCGUCAGCAGAGCAGUGCCGCUGGAGAGCUCUACCGACGACCGCAGGCUCCAGCUCAGAGAAAAACGAGAGAGAACGAGAGAGAAAAGAAGACGCGACAGCCUACCUAACGUUUUAUUUUUUAAUUUUAUUUAUUCAUCUCCUCGCCCGUGUCCUCGCCUCGAGCAAGAUGUAACGCGUUGACAUCACCUCAACCAUAUUCAUGCAUUUGAAAAGAGCCGGGAGUGAGUGCGCAGAGAGCCGAGCUGUUCGGGCGAAUGGAACUUAUUGUUGUGUUUUGACUAUGUUAUCCCCAAGUGAGUUUGGGUCCAGUGCGUCUGUGUUCGUUGUUGACCCUUGAGUAUUUGUUUUUUGUUUUUGUUUUUUGUUUUCGGUGUGGAUUUACAUCCGAAUACUUUAAGGGGGAAAAACACCGAGGGGAGGAUUCUGCAAAGCCAGCAAGCUUUUCCUUACAGAGCCGGGGAUUUAAAUCGUCGUUUGGUGGAGCUCCGGGAGAGGCGAGAGUCAAAGAAAGAAAUUCAUGUGGCCAUUCUCUCUAUAGCCAAACAUUUCUUUUUUGGUGGGAUUGCAUAAUGAGCAAGGAAAGACCUAAGAGGAAUAUCAUUCAAAAGAAAUAUGAUGACAGUGAUGGGAUCCCGUGGUCGGAGGAGCGGGUGAUGCGAAAGGUGCUUUACCUCUCCCUGAAGGAGUUUAGGACUGCACAGAAACGGCAGCUGGAUGGCGAUGGAACCACAAACUCCAAUGGUUCCUUAGCCAAUGGGCAGCUGAACGGCUCGGGGUCAAAAGGCAGCCACAAAGAAGAUGGAUCCUUGCGCUCUCAGGGCCUGGAUGGGAGCGGCGAGUACUCUGAGGACAGUCCUGCAAAGAAGAGACCUCGGCUCCAGGCUCAGCGGAAGUUUGCCCAGUCGCAGCCCAACUCACCCAGCACUACGCCCGUCAAAGUGGCCGACCCAGGCAGCCUGAACACUGGCCUGGCCACUGUGCCAUCCACAUCCCUCUCAUCGCUCUCCUCAUCAUCGCUGUCCUCCUCCAUCCAGGACCUGUCCAGGCGCAAGCCCAAGACGGAGGACUUCCUCACCUUCCUCUGCCUCAGAGGUUCAUCUGCCUUGCCCAGUAACAUGGCCUACUUCGGAAGCUCCCAGGAGGAGGAGGACCUGGAGGAGGAGGAGGAAGAGGAGGAGGACGAGGUGAGGAACGGAGGUGGUGUCCACUCUCAUGGCGUGGGGAGCAGCAGCCAAGCCUCAGCCUCUUCCUCCUGCCACUCGACACCACGCAAGGGCAAACUCCCCGCCAGGCAGCCACUCAACGGGCACGUUUUUCACGGCCACAGUAAAGCAGGGACCAGGGAGAGUCCGAGGCCCAAGGCGGGGGCUCACGGCAGGGAUGCGCCUGCCCCGCCGCUGCCGCCCCCUCCGCCUCCACCGCCGCCCCUCCUGAGGGAGCGCAGUGAGCGGGCGGAGGCACGGGAGCACGUGAGGGAGCAGCAGGCGAUGGCCAGCAGUCGAGGCUCAGCCAACGGGUUGCCACCAAGGAGAGCUGCUGAGGAGCUACGCAAGCAGGUCUCUAAAGUGAAUGGGCUGACGCGGGUAGGCUCGGCACAAGCUGUCAGUGGUGCCAAAAAGAGCCGUGACUUCCGACUGCCGUCCAAAACUGUGAAGAAGUACACAGCCACCGUGUCCAAGGGCCACGUCACCUACACCAAAGCCAAACAGAAAGAACUGGGCAAGAAAACCAAACUCAGCAGCAGCAACAAACACAACAGCGCCGCCUCGGCACCAUCGUCAGCGAACAAUCACAAUCAGCACAGCCAGCCAGCAGCCAGCAAUGGGCUGGCCAACUCAGGAAAAGCAGUGGCACCAGCCCACCACAGCAAUGCAAAAACCCGCAAACAGGUGCUACUAUCCAAUGGGCUGCACAAUGUGACUGCCAGCCCCCGACUCAACGGUAGGCUAAAUGGGCAGCGGCACAACACCGUGGCCAAGGAGGACGGGCAGAGACAGUGCCAGCAGGGCCAGGGGGAGUGUCCAGGUCGAGAAGGACUGCGCAACUCCAAACGGCGUCUGGAGGUGGUGCUCAACUCGGUGGGGACAGUGGUUGUUGAGCAGAAAGCCAAAACAACUGGCACUGAAGCCAAGAAGGCCAAGAUUCAGACCACGCCUCUGGAGACGCGCAGCAGCAGCAAGAAGGUGGCCAAUCAAGAGAAAGCUACCACACAAAACUCCACCCCCACCACUCCAGUUUCUAAUGGACAUGAAUCAGAAACGACCCCUUCCCCUAAACAAACUCAGCCUGUUACCCCACUUCCACCCUCUACUCCCCCUCCUCAACAAACCCCACCUCCUUGUACACCAGCAGCCAGCGUGGAACCGGUGAACCAGCGACCGAAGCGGGCAUCGGCUGGCAAGCUGAUGUUGAUACGACAAGCACAGCAGCAGCAGAGCAGGUCUCACAGUCGGAGCUCCUCCUCUUCCUCCCCCUCAUUAGGCCAGAAUCACUCGCCGAAUCCCAGUCGUGCCAGCACUACCUCAGACCUCCAACAGACCUCUGUGUCCUCGUCCUCCUCCACCUCCUCUCAUCUUACUUCCACCAACAGCCCUGGACAGCUCAAACCAGCAGCAUCGCGGCCCGCUGACCGUGACAAGGAUUGGGAGCGUGAGAAAGAGAUGACGCGCCAGAAGGAACGUGAGCAGGAGAAGGAGUGGGAGCGCCAGCGGAGCAAACCAGAGGGCUGGCCAGCGCUGGGUGAGGUCCCUGUCUUCCGACCAGCUCAGAGGGAGUUCCAGGACCCCCUGGUGUACUUGGAUGCAGUGAGGGAACAGGCCGAGGUGUCUGGCAUGUGCCGUGUGGUGCCCCCACCAGACUGGCGGCCAGAGUGCAAGCUGAGCGAGGAGAUGCGCUUUGUUACACAGGUGCAGAGGGUCCACAUGCUGGGCCGGCGCUGGGGCCCCAAUGUGCAGCGUCUGGCUUGCAUCCGCAAGCACCUUAAAUCUCAGGGCAUUACCAUGGAUGAGCCACCUGUCAUUGGUGGCUGUGAAGUGGACCUGUCACGUUUUUUCCAGCUCAUCAAUGACAUGGGCGGCAUGCAGCAGGUGAUGGACCUGAAGAAGUGGACCAAGCUCGCCGACCUCCUGCGCAUCCCUAAAUCGGCACAGGACCGGCUGGCCAAGCUGCAGGAGGCCUACCUCCAGUACAUCCUCUCCUAUGACUCGCUCAGUGCUGAAGAGCGCCUCCGACUGCAGGCUGAGGUGCUGCAGGAGAAAAAGAACCUGGAGUCUCGCCGGGGCCCUCUGGAGGGUCUUUCGGAUUCCUCAGCACCUAGCGCACUCUCGCUGCCACGCUACGAGCCCAAAAAUGGGCUGGUGGGUGGAUUAGUGGGAGCGACGACAGGGCACCACCGCACCAAUGGAGUGUUUCACCGUCUGAAGGAGCUAGAGGCUCAGGUCAAAGCGGGCCGGCGCCGGCUCUUCGCUCAGGAAAAACAAGGCAAAGAGGAGAGGCAGCAUGGGGAGGAGCAGCAGGAGGAGGAGGACAGGGGCGUUCUCAGUGACCAGCACAAAUGUAUUUACAAGGGGAAAUCGGUGUCUUUGACCAACUUCUUCAGGAUAGCCCGGAACACCAUGACAAUGUGCUUUAACAAGGAGCCAGGAGCUGCUGAGGUUGAGCAAGAAUACUGGAGGAUCGUGGAGCAUAGGGACAGCCACGUGGCAGUGCAUUGUGGGAAGGUGGACACCAGUACACAUGGCAGUGGUUUCCCCACAGGAAAGUCAGAGCCAUUUUCAAAACAUGGAUGGAACCUCACUGUCCUCCCCAAUAACUCUGGAUCCAUACUGAGGCAUCUGGGUGCUGUGCCUGGGGUGACCAUUCCCUGGCUAAACAUUGGCAUGGUCUUUUCUACCUCAUGCUGGUCUCGAGACCAAAAUCGCCUUCCAUAUAUUGAUUACUUACACACUGGUGCUGAUUGCAUUUGGUAUUCUGUCCCUGCUGAGGAGAAGGCUAAGCUGGACAAGGUGGUCCAUACACUGCUUCAGGCCAAUGGCACCCCAGGACUAGAAAUGCUGGAGAAGAAUAUCAUGAUCUCUCCAGAGGUGCUCUGCCGUGAAGGCAUCAAGGUUUACCGUACGGUCCAGCGGAGUGGCCAGUUUGUGGUCUGCUUCCCCGGUGCCUUUGUCUCUAAAGUGUGCUGUGGCUACAGCGUGUCUGAGACGGUGCACUUUGCCACACCACACUGGAUGAACUUGGGUUACCAAGCCGCAAAGGACCUGAAAUGUCGUUGUAUAGCCAAACCCUUCUCCAUGGAGAAGCUACUGUAUCAGAUCGCCACAGCUGAGUCCAAGAGGGACAACGGCCUUCUCCUCACCACCAUCUCCGCCCUACUCAAAGACCUCAGGAACAUUGAGAUGCGACAACGUCAGGAACUUUACCAGGCAGGUUUGCUCUCCUCCGCCCGCUACGGCACACACGACGGCAGCCUGGCGCCCGGCGAAGGACGCAAGAAGCCCCGUGGCAAAUGGCUGGCACUGGAGUCCUCAGAGAGACGCUGCCAAAUCUGUCAGCAUCUUUGCUACUUGUCCAUGGUGGUUCAGGAGACUGACAACGUGGUCUUCUGUCUGGAGUGUGCCCUGCGCUACGUGGAGAAGCACAAGUCCUGCAGAGGCCUUAAGAUGAUGUAUCGAUACGACGAGGAGCAAAUCAACAGUUUGGUGAACCAGGUGUGUGGUCGGGCCAUGUUGAAGAACGGAGGUGGAGGCAGCGGUGGAGGAGUCAUCGUCAGUGGAGGAGAGGGGGACCCCUGCCUCGGCUUAAGCCCUGCCAAAGCAUCGCCGGCCAAGCGAGGGCCUCGAAAACGCGCCACUGUAGAGGUGUCCUUGGCUCGCCUGUCCUCCAGCCACAUACCUAAGGCAGCGGCUGUAUCGUGAGGGCGACGCCUCGACAUCACCCCUCUGUGUGCUGUGCCCACAUCCCUCCAUCUCUCCCAACCCUCAGUUUUUUUGUUUUUUUUUUAACAUUAAGCAGGAUCACUAUCAACAAUCCCUCCUCCUCCACCCCCCUAAUAUUCCAGGUUGUUUUUGAGCUUUGAAAGUCCCCAUCUCCAAAAAUACUCACUUCUCCUUUAGUAAUGACAGGCUUGUUUAUAAAAAGAAAAAAUGGAAAAAAGAAAAGCAAGAUGUCUUUUUUGCACUAGUGUGAAAGAAGAAUUUGUUUUUAUUCUGGAUGAUUUUAGAUCCUCCCACUCCCCACCGCUCCUCUCCUCUCCUGCCCCUCCUCCAAUCAACAUUACAAGCAUUAAGUGUGACGUUCACAGGAAGACUUGACGGGUCCUGUUUUACCCUUUACCUCCACCCUCCUUAACUGAAAUGGGUUACAUUUGUUACCUUUUUCUUGCAUCACUCGUUCCUGCCCUCCUCUCGCCCCUGAGACUGAACCCCGAUUCCUUCUCAUCACGCGUCACUCAACUGUGAACAUGGGACGAAUGAAAAGGCUGCCUCUUUUCCCCUCCUCCCCUGUUUUGUGAAAUGAAAAUGACAUCAAGUAGUUACCCAAAGCUUCUCUGUCCUUGGUUGGAGGAAGAAGAGUCCUUUUUUUAUGAUUUUAUGUGCUUUUGAUGCAGUUCCUGCAUUGUUUGUUUUAUUUUUUUAAGGAGGGUGGGUGAUGCAAGGUAAAAACUUGAAAGACGAUGUUGGUUUACUGUUGGUUGGCUAUGUUUUUUUCCCCCAAGUUCUAUUUUAAAUUUUAGCUUUGUUUUUGGUAGUUUUUAUUUUUUCAUCAUUGUGGAUGUUUCUGUUCAUUGGUGGAUGUGAGAGGGGCAGAGCUACAGCUGCUUGACCUGUGAAAGGUCACCGCUCACCUCACUUCCUGGUUGUGUGGAGGGAUCCCCUCUUCGCUAGCAAGUGAAAACGGUGCCUGAUACUUAGCGAGGAGAUCCUUUCUAUUGGUGCUGUUGGUUAUAAUUACUGUAUAACAACACAAAAAGUAAAAAAUCUGGGGGUUAGCGCCUGCUGUCGGCUAACUUCUAGCUCACGCGCCCCCCACCCCACAGGGCAGAAAGGCUUCCAGGCUUUUCUGGUUCUAGAUGUGCAAUCGUGUUAACAUUCCAUUCUUCCAGUCCUCUUGUUUCAUCUGUACCAGUAAACAUUAAUUAUUAUAUUAUAUUAUUAUUAUUAUUUUGUGUUUGUUUUUUUUUUUACUUUUGUUGAUCUGAUGUGUUAUCUCAAGUAGAGCCACUAGUCAAAGAGUGUAAAAUGUGAAAUAUCAAAUCCAAGGUUUUUUGUUUUCUUUCAUCGUCCUUUUUUUUUUUUGGCUUUUGCAUAUUUUCCCUUUUCCAGAUAUAUUAUGAGUGAUUUUUAGAGAGAGGAAAAAAAAAAGUCCAACACAAACAAACAUCAACUUUUUUGUACAUAAUCCUGUAAAUUUCUUUAAAUACUUGAGCCUUUUUCUGGGGUUAAGUAAGAAAGAAAGGAAGGAAGAAAUAGAGAAAAUGUUCAGAGGAGAGUGCUUGAUGAAGAAAAAGCCUUACAUUUCCCUUUCUUCAUCCAUGUGAGUUUGACGCUUACAGGGUUGCUCUGGUAAAUGUGUAUAAAAAUUUUAAGUGCUGCUUAUAUCACUAAGAAAGAAGAUAUUGAGUAGCCGACAACUGCCCCCAACCUAGUUUUGUUUGUUUAGCUUUACUUUUUUAAAGAAAAGGGAAAAAAGAUAUCUUCACAAAAAAAAAAAUGGGUUUUUACAUUUUCAUUACUGAAAAUUCAACAAAAAUGUAGUAGCUACUCAUGUUGCACUGAGCUUGCCAGUGGUGACUGUCAAGGAAAAAUCCUAUAAUCCAGUUUGUUGGUUGUUGUCCCUUGCAGAAGACUGAACUGUUUUAGGACUAUUUAAUGAAAUACCAAGUCGGGUGUUUUCAACAUAAAUAAAGUGGUUGUCAAGUUUUUAUGGCCUUACAAUAUAUUUUAUUCUGAUGGGAUUUUUUUGUUUGUUCUUCAGUUCUCUUUUUUUGUUUGUUUCUUCCAUUUUCUACAAUAUAAACUACUUGUUCACAGUGGGGUCUCUGGUGACUUAAUUUAUUAGUGCCGUAUCUCGGCCUUUCCCUCCAUUCGGAAAGAGAGUCUCAUGUUGGUUAUAUUGACAGUUUUUUACUUUUGCAGUUUGUACUUAAGGUUUAAUAAAAACUUACCGACAAUUCACUGUCAUUUCUUUCCAA